UUGAGCAAAAGGAGGAAGAUUUCUGUCAUUUAGGGCUCUCUUGCUCUUAAAGGAAAGCAUAGAAAUAAUGAAAACGGCAAUGUAUCAGAAAAUAAUUAAAAUCUAGAAGUUAGGCACAGAAAAUCUGAGGCAAAAGAAAAUGAGCGUUCAAAUAGAUCAGAGCGGCAACAGCACCGAGAAACCGACAGAGGAGGACCAAGGAUUUGCGCUUAUCAAAGUCGGAGUUCUGGGAUUGAUUUUCGUGUUUGCCACAUGUGGGAAUAUAUUCCUUUUAGGCACACUUUGGAAGAAGCGAAAGAGAAACACAAGAACACAUCUGUUCCUGCUGCACUUGUGCUUGGCGGAUCUGGUGGUCGCCUUCUUCCAAGUCUUACCGCAGCUCUCCAUUGAAAUUACGCACAGGUUCAGAGGCACCGACUUUGUGUGCCGGUGUGUGAAAUACCUGCAGGUUGUGGGUAUGUUUGCCUCCACAUACAUGAUAGUGGCCAUGACCAUAGACCGCUACCAUGCCGUGUGCAGGCCGAUGGUUUCCUUCUUCAAAGGCUCAUUUCGGAGGUAUGUCUCCAUAGGCGCAGCGUGGCUGAUCUCCCUCAUCUUCAGCACGCCUCAGCUUUUCAUCUUCUCUCUCCAAAAGGUAGAUGAGAAUCAGUACGACUGCUGGGCAAAGUUUAUUGAACCGUGGGGGAGCAGGAUAUACAUCAGCUGGAUCACCUUGUCAGUGUUCGCACUCCCUGCCUUCAUCUUACUCUACUGCCAAAUACGAAUAUGCACAAGCAUCUACUCCAACGUGAAAAGGAAGGCGCAGCAGGCGGGACGCACCGGAGCCAAGGGGGUGUCCAGUGCUAUGCUGAAGACGGUGAAAAUGACAUUUGUCAUUAUAAUGGCAUACACCGUCUGCUGGAGCCCGUUCUUUGUGGUCCAGCUGUGGUCGGCCUGGAGCCCGGGCAGCGCGCCGACAAAAGGUCCAGUGUUUGUCAUCAUCAUGUUGCUUGCCAGUCUCAACAGCUGCACCAACCCAUGGAUAUACCUCUACUACAGCUAAAUAAAAGCCUCAACUGCAUCCACCAAAACAGAUGUAAUGCACAAGUC
Molecule: messenger RNA, 1089 nt
Organism: Myripristis murdjan (pinecone soldierfish)
Lineage: Eukaryota; Metazoa; Chordata; Actinopteri; Holocentriformes; Holocentridae
Gene: avpr2l
Product: arginine vasopressin receptor 2, like
Exons: 2
Coding region: 140-1042 (300 amino acids)
Biological process (GO): positive regulation of vasoconstriction; G protein-coupled receptor signaling pathway; regulation of systemic arterial blood pressure by vasopressin
Cellular component (GO): plasma membrane
Molecular function (GO): vasopressin receptor activity; peptide binding
Source: RefSeq, a predicted model, not a curated record